CUCUGAAGAUUUCCUGUUUCAUGAAAAGUGCACAUACUGUGAGUCAUAUAGGGCAAGUCCUGCCUGGUGUGUUUACUCUGCUUCUUCUAACCGGAGCUGUGAAGGCGUUUUAUUUUUUUGGAGGAGCAACAGGCGGACCGAAAGAAAGUCCGCGACGCCUGGAUAUUAAUCCGCUGUCAAGGCUUCGGCUAAUUAAUGAGAAGGAGGGGGGCGUACGGUCCGUUUCUAAAUGGAGCUACUUCGGUUUUCCGCUUUUUGGUGUGGAACGAUACUCUUUGGUAGUAUUCUGCUCGAGGAGACGGAGGCCAGUAUAAUGAAGAUAAGAAGGCUGUGCAAGUUCUGUGAUGUGCAGGCAACCAAAUGCGCAGGUAAAGGGAGCUGUCAGGUGGAGUGCGAAAUCACGUCCAUCUGCCCCCAUGAUGAAGAUGUGUGCGUCAGUAUUUGGAGGAAGAAAGAUGACAACGUCACCUUUGAUACAGUUUGCCACAACCCAGCUCAGAAGCUGCAUGGCUUGGUCUUGGAGGAUUACAACAACAGCAAGUGUGAGAUGAAAGAGAGAAAGGGCAUGGGCUCACAGUUUUUCAUCUGUUCUUGCUCUGAGGAUGAAUGCAAUGAGCACAUCUUUUUUAACUCGCACACGGAUUCCCAGGUGAUAGCAGUCAUCUUAGUGAGCCUGGUGCCUCUUCUGGUUGUGGCUGUUAUCGUCAUCACUUCCUUCUACUGCUAUCGGGUCUACCGCCAGCGCCAAGCCAGCUCCAGACGAAAGAAGGGUCCUCCGCUGGACUUCAGCGAUGCUCACGCCAUCAUGUUAGACGACGAAGGUUCAGACAGCAGCUCCACACUCGCCAACAAUCUCAACCACAACACAGAGCUGCUGCCCAUCGAACUGGAUGUUCAGGUUGGAAAAGGACGCUUUGCAGAAGUUUACAAAGCUAAACUGAAGCAGGGCUCUUCAGUCAGCGAGGAGCAGGGCUUUGAGACUGUGGCCAUAAAGAUUUUCCCAUACGAGGAAUACGCCUCGUGGAAAAAUGAAAAGGACAUCUUCUCAGACGCAGACUUGAGACAUGACAAUGUGCUUCACUUCCUGACAGCAGAGGAACGAAAGGUGCAGAGACAGUACUGGCUGAUCACAGCGUACCAGCCAAGAGGGAAUCUUCAAGAGUACCUGACUCAUCAUAUUAUCAGCUGGCACGACCUGUGGCUGCUUGGGAGUUCGCUAGCCCGCGGAGUGGCUCACCUUCACAGUGACCACACCCCUUGCGGUCGAUAUAAGGUGCCUAUCGCACACAGGGACAUUAAGAGCUCCAACAUACUGGUGAAAAACGACCUGACCUGCUGCUUGUGUGACUUUGGCCUCGCACUCCGGCUGGACAACAAUCUGUCUGUGGAUGAGCUGGCCAACAGUGGGCAGGUGGGUACAGCCAGAUACAUGGCCCCAGAGGUGUUGGAGUCGAGAAUCAACCUAGAAAACAUUGAGUCUUUCAAACAGGCCGAUGUUUACUCCAUGGCUCUAGUAUUGUGGGAGAUCAUCUCCAGGUGUAGUGCAAUUGGAGAGGUGAAGGAGUAUGAGCCACCCUUUGGGAACCUGAGGGAACACCCGUGUGUAGAGAGCAUGAAAGACAGCGUUCUCCGAGACAGAGGAAGACCUGAGAUCCCCAACAGCUGGAUCAAUCACACAGGCAUCCAGAUGGUGUGCGCCUCCAUAGAGGACUGCUGGGACCACGACCCAGAGGCCCGUCUGACAGCCCAGUGUGUUGCUGAGCGCUUCGAUGACAUGGAGUACCUGGACAAGCUCUCAGAUCGCUCUGACUCUGAGGAGAAGAUCCCUGAAGAAAUCUUUGUUGUGGAUGAGAAGUAGAGCUCAGUAGAAACACUGCCCCCGCCAGGGCGGCUGAGGAAUUACAACCAAACAGCUGGGAGAGAAAGAACUUCCAGCGGACGCGUUGUUUGCUUAGGGUUUGUCGAAGAUAUGUGACGGAGGAGCAAACGGGAAAAUCCUGUAGAUGAAAGUGAACUGUUACCAGAGAUGGGCUUAUAUAUAGUACACAGAUCAGGACCAACAUGAAUAUAAACACCAGUGACUGACUUGAUUUUUUUUCUUUUACAUGCUUCAAAGGCUGGAUCAAGUCAUACACAAACAGGGAAAUCACAUUAUUAAGCUUUUUUAACCAAAUACUAUUUGCACUUUAUCAAUAUCUAUGCACACCAAAUGAUACAUUUAUAUGUGUUCAGUGUCAUUUUUGUUUUGACAAGACAUUUCAGGUAUAGGAAAUAAAGGGACUGUAUAUUUUUAGAAAGGGGGCUAAAAGGGAGUAACUCAAAAUAUUAAGACAUUUAAUAACACUAAUAAUGAAUAUUGGAUAUACUGGACUGCCUACUUCAAUGUUAUAAGGUGGCCUUGGAUAGAUGUCAGUGGGACUGGAUGACAGUAUGAGGCAAAUAUAAUUUCUUGAGGCAAAUUACCUAAAGCAAAGGAACAGAAAACCCACACAAGGCUGUUGUCUGCAGAGAAAGCCGAUAUCAAAUCUCAAGGACAAUGAAGUGUAAAAGAAAAGAGUAAAAUCAGCCUGAAAGGAAAAGGGGAAUAUAUAUAUGUGUGUGUGUGUGUGUGUGUGUGUGUGUGUGUGUGUGUGUGUGUGUGUGUGUGUGUGUGUGUGUGUGUGUGUGUGUGUGUGUAUUGCUCAGAGGACUCGGAUCCCAAAAAGAGAGAGUCUGUUUAAUCAAACCAAAAGAAUAAUGGGAAGAGGGAUAUGUAUAAAGGACUUUAAACUGGAGGAUCCGGCCCACUGCCUAUAUACCAUAAAAGCUGAACUUGUCUCUAGGCAUUUUGUUACAGGAAGAGGAACUCUGAUCUCCUGCUCAGAAAAAAAGUCAAAACAUUUUUGUAUAAAAUUGUAAAGUCAUAAUUAAAAGUGUUACAGUA
Molecule: messenger RNA, 2923 nt
Organism: Toxotes jaculatrix (banded archerfish)
Lineage: Eukaryota; Metazoa; Chordata; Actinopteri; Toxotidae
Product: TGF-beta receptor type-2-like
Exons: 7
Coding region: 230-1858 (542 amino acids)
Biological process (GO): transforming growth factor beta receptor signaling pathway; heart development; cellular response to growth factor stimulus
Cellular component (GO): plasma membrane; signaling receptor complex
Molecular function (GO): transforming growth factor beta binding; activin receptor activity; ATP binding
Source: RefSeq, a predicted model, not a curated record